Molecule: messenger RNA, 717 nt
Organism: Ipomoea triloba (trilobed morning glory)
Lineage: Eukaryota; Viridiplantae; Streptophyta; Magnoliopsida; Solanales; Convolvulaceae
Exons: 3
Coding region: 156-458 (100 amino acids)
Source: RefSeq, a predicted model, not a curated record
UUUUCAUUCAAAAAGGAAAAAUAUUUCCAAUACAACGACGUCGUUUGCUGUUGUUCCUCCAAUUAUUCCAUCAAGGGUUUCUGCUGCCUGCACUCCGCAAAGACCCAAACCCAACUUCAAUUAUCAAGUGGAUCGCAUUCUAGCUCAGGUUGAAAAUGGUAUCCUAUGCGUUUAGAAAAUAUUCAGAGUAUCUGUACACGAAAUGGGAAAGGACGAUUCUUUGGGACAUGGUUGAGCCAUACAGGAGACCAAGAUCGUUUACUCCGCUUGUCACGAUCUACAUCUGUGCAUUUUAUACCGGGGUCGUUGGUGCAGCCAUCACUGAGCAACUCUAUAAGGAGAAGUAUUGGGAGGAUCAUCCUGGUGAAAUGGUACCCUUUAUGAAACCGAUGUUUUAUGGCGGCCCUUGGAGAGUAAUGAGAGGUGAUGUUCCUCCAACUGGAAAAUUUGAGCUCUGAACUGUUAGUUAGUUCUUAGGUUUGUUUUGUUUGGAAUAUUUUGGGUAUAUGUUACACCUUCUCAUGUUUGCUGUUGCUCUGAAUGGCAAUAUUUAUAGAUAAUAAGCUCCACAACUACACAGCUUUGGAGCAUAGACUUUAUGGUAUUUUUUUUUAUACUUUUUUUGUUGUCUUGAGUAUUAUUAUUGUUUUGGAAAAUGACCAAAUAAGCUCUCAAGAUAUUUGGAAAAGUUUAAUUGCAUUCUCAAAGUAUUUGUCA